Messenger RNA from Xenia sp. Carnegie-2017, 418 nucleotides. RefSeq lists its product as uncharacterized. The coding region runs from base 11 to 418 and encodes 135 amino acids. The transcript has 3 exons. The record is from RefSeq and is a predicted model, not a curated record. NCBI's taxonomy places the organism in Eukaryota, Metazoa, Cnidaria, Anthozoa, Malacalcyonacea, Xeniidae.
UCAGUGGUGCAUGACAUUUGAGGCCAAACAUCACUAUUUUACACAACUGGCUCAUGGAAUGAAGAACUUCAAGAACCUGUCCAAGACUUUGGCAAUAGGGCAUCAACGUCUUCAGUGCUAUUGGUUGUGUGAAGAAGAUGCCUAUUUGAAACCAGUCGAAGAAACUGGAUCAGGUUCAACUAUCGAACUAAAAGAAAUUUCACCUGAGAAAUAUCUUAGUCUUUCUCGUAUCUGUGAUUUUUUCACUCCAGAGACAAAGGUGUACAUGGCUAAUUGGAUAUCAAUUCAUGGAGUCAAGUACCACAAACGAGCUGCACUUGUGUAUAAGCAAUCAAUACUGCCGUGUAUCUUGAUAAUCGAAGAUAUAGUCAUUGCUAAUGGGGAUGCAUUUUUUAUUUGUAAACAAUGCAUACAUUGA